Dendronephthya gigantea is the source of this 4102-nucleotide messenger RNA. RefSeq names its product golgin subfamily B member 1-like. The transcript is spliced from 9 exons. The coding region runs from base 289 to 3915 and encodes 1208 amino acids. The record is from RefSeq and is a predicted model, not a curated record. NCBI's taxonomy places the organism in Eukaryota, Metazoa, Cnidaria, Anthozoa, Malacalcyonacea, Nephtheidae.
AAUUUACUGCAAUAAACUCGGUAAUAAUUGGGCAAAAUAGUUGGUUUGUAAGCUGAACUAAUUCUGGAGUUACUCAGCGACGUCAAAGGUAUAAUACCCAAAAUGAAUUUAAUUAUUCAUGCGAGUUUGUAGUCAUGAAUCACAACACGUGUAACGUUUGUCAAAUUAUAUGACAAAAGUUAAGUCGGUCGAACUUGGAUGAUGUUACAUCAAAGUCAUCAAGGUCAUUGUCGCUUUGGUAACAGGAGUUGGCCGCUGUGUUUUUCUUGAACUUCAAUCCAAAAUAGAAUGUGUACCACACAAGAAAGUUGUCAAGAACUUGUGAUCAGACCAAACUUCGUCAAACCGAACUCGUUCCAAAAAGCCACCGCGCGACUUACGAUCAUAUCUGUCCUAUCCCGGCAAGUCAACACGAAAUCGCCUUUUCCGAGAAACGAACAUUCUCCAAUAGAAAUUCCAGAAACCCGCAAGCAAGAGCCACCGAGAAUCUCGGAAAAUUCCGCGAUGAGUUCUACGAAUAUUUUACUCGCGCGACGGGAAGGCCAUUUGUCAAGUGUCACCGAGGGAUCGAACGAGAGCAUAGAGGAUAAGGAUGGCGAAAGUAAGGGGUGCAACGGGGUAAACGGUGGCGUGAAACAAUGGGUGGAUGGGGGUAAAAAUGGUGGACAGAGUACCACCAGUGGUUCCACGAAAGACCCCGAAGUUUUUCAUAAAACAGUUAAUGGCAAGGGAUGGAAUAAGGAUCCGUUUGAGUAUAUGAAAGAAAGAAAGUUAUCAGAACCAGUUCUCAGCCCAAGGAAAAAAACAUCGGUCGUGACCCCACGAUUAACGAGGUGUCGUAGCAGCGCUGAUUUGCGAGAAAAUGAGCAACCGACCAUGAUCCUUCGAGAGCUGGGUGGUUAUAAAUUCUUUGCAAAACCAAGCGAAGCCAUCGCCAACACGUCGAAUCGAAAAGCUUACAAAAGCAAAGCGAACGAAAACAAGGCGAUGAGUGAAGUUUCAGCUUUGAAGAAGACAGUUACAGAACAGAAGGAGAACAUUACAAACAGAGAAAGACAUUUGCUGCAUUUAGAGAAAAAAAUUGGAGUCUUGGAACACGAAAACUCCAAAAAUAAGAAACAAAUUUUGUCCUUCCGUGAGAAAUUAAAAGAUUGCUCGGGCACCAUCGAUUAUCUACGCCGGGAAAAAGAGGUGUUGGCGACGGAACGCGAUCGUUUGAGCUUUACGUUGUUGACGUGCGAACACGAGUUGAAGGAACUGCGCGCGCAGAAUAUGAACCUCGUCACGGAGUACGAAAGCGCAGAGCAUAGCAGGAAAAUUGCCGUCAGCCAUUUACACGAAGCAGAACGUGUGUGCCAGGAGUCCCAUCAUGAGAAACCAGAAAUUUCCACCAAACGCACAGUCGAGGAUUCUAGUAGUUCCGAGAAAUUAAUCACGCAGUUGACUUCUAUGAAAGAGGCAGUUCAGAAGCUUCGUAUCGACAGAAAAGCUUUGCAAAUUGAGCAGAGAAAAGUGGCCUCGUUUUUCUUUGAGAAUUUAAAACAACUGGUCAGCCAGGUUCGUGAUGCGGAAAAACAGCAAAAGAGAUCCUCGGAAGAAAGUCACCUAGAAGUGUCCCAGAAUAGUCCAGACAAGGUAACCCCUUCGGUACUAGUGACCAAUAGCGAAGACGUUUUCGAAGAGCCCGACGAUCUGACGACUAUUCCCGAAGACAUAAGCGAUCUUGGAGUUUUCAAGAAGAAGCUCAAAUCCAACGAGAGAACUAUAGAUGAUUUGGCAAAUAAGAUUCGACAUCUGGAGAACAAGAAGAAAAGAUUACUGGAAGCACGCUUCGCGAUGAUCCAAGAAUUUCAAGCCAGCCGCGAGGUUGUCGGGGACCUGGAGACGGAUAUGUCGGGGAAUGAUUCUGAGGAGAAGAUGGAAUAUGAGAUAGAAGGUGGCGAUCAGAAACGGGCGCGCGUUACGAAGAAGAUCCGUAAACUGGAGCGAACUCUGUCCAUGGACCACGGCGUUGGCAAACUCGACUGCAUCCAGAAGUUGUGCAAGAAUCUGGAGGACUGUGAACAACGCAUUCACGAGCUCGAGGCGACGAACUCCGAGCUUCGUGCCGAGCACGCGGACAUGGAGGAAGAGGCGAAGUAUCUAAAGUACGUCUUGUCCUAUCGUGGCGACGUCAUGAAGGCUCAGUUGAAGAGCGAAUAUGAAAAUAAGAUGGCAGCGUUAAGAGAUGAGCUUGAGAAUGUAAACUCUUCGCGUUCUGAGGUCCAGGCACUUACUAAACGAAAUCGUGAUCUUGAGGAGGAGGUUCAGCGACUUCAUGAAGAACUCAGUACAUUGCUUCGAAACCUGCCGGCGCUUCAAGCAAUUCGGCGUUCAUCUUCAAGAAACAGUGAACACGAAAACGACGUCUUCACAGCGGAUGUUUCUAUGAACUUAGCCGAUGUUUCCUCGAAUUUAGACAAUACGAUGAACAGCGAAGAAGUUCCUGGAAACACUGACAAAGUUUCGGAGAAUGGCCCCCAAGCGAAUCAGAGCAAGGUGCCUGAAUCUGAGAGCAGUCUUGGGAAUUCCAGUGUGAUUUCUCAGAAAGAUGCCGAUAGUUCUUUGGGCAGUGAAGCCGCGCUCAGUCUUGAAGAUCAAGUCUCGCAACUUACGGAGAAAAAGCGCGUUCUCUUGAUGAGUAUGUUAGCACUUAAAGGGGAAAACGGUUCUGAAAGCGAUUCUUCAUUUUCCCGAAAUGUUGAAGUUUUGGAGAGGAGUUUUCGCGAGAUCGAACAGGAGAAUGCGUGCUUCUCGGAAACGUUGCAGCGCUUCCGUGACGUUCUCGGUGAGAAAUGUGAACACGAAAACGAGAGUGGAGACGUAAGUGUAGUUACAAAGCUCAGGGAUGAAAUACAGCGUCUUGAUGCGAGAUUUGAAGCUUGUAGAACCCAGGGUACGUCGUUUGAAAAGGACAACACAAAGUUGGAAGCCAUUUUGUCUUGUGCCCGACACGAAGAACGGAUUUCUGAACUUGAGAUGGAAAUCUAUCGUCUACAUGAAGAAAAGAAAUCUCUGCUCUCCAGUAUUGUCCGGUUACAAACUGAUCCCAACUUCACCCUUAGUGAUGACGUCAAUGAUAGUGACCUCAUCAACGAUAAUGACGUCAUUAAGGACAAUACCGUUCUCAAUAAUAACAAUGCCAAUGAUAGCUUGGCCAAGAAGGAUAUCGGGGUGGUUGCAGGAGACACUGCUAGUACAUCGCAGGGCAAUGAUGGCAUCGCAGGUGUACAUAAUUCUCUCGUGAAGACCUACUCGAGGGAUGAAGAAGUACAGGUGAAUAUGAACAGAGAGGAUAUUUAUGGAUUGCUAGGGUUCUUGCAACGGGAUCUCGACAAGCUUAAAACGGCCUUUGAUGAUGAAGGAAUCAAAGGUGAAAAGUCAGGAAAGGGGGACACGUCUGCCCAUGAUCUCACCACUUGCCCUCGGCAAGAUUCUGUGCAAGAGGUUGAACAUCUGAGCAAGGAAUUACAAGGUCUUGGCCAACAGAAUCACGUUCUUGAGGAGAAGUUGCACGAGAGCGAGGCUAUCCGUUGCGAUCUUCAUCGGACAAUCGCCAUAGCGACCGAUAUGGCGACAGAGGAGAGGCAAAAGUGCGAAGAACUGACGCGAACAAAAGCCGCACUUGAGAAGGAAAUGCUGAAAUUGGCGAAAGAAAAUCGUGAUCUGCGCGAAGGACUUGAGACUUUAUCCCACGCGCGAAAGCGACGAACAUCGCGCGCUCCUCGCGCGAGCCUCCCGAGCGAUCUCCAAGAAGACGAUGAUUGUCAAGUGCUGUACCUACCCCGAGUCAAAGCUCAAAAUUUCUCAGAAAGCGAUAUUUCGGACAUGGAUAGCCCCGCCAUUGAGAGAAAGAGCUUUUCACGUAUUGCAUAAUCACUAUUAGCUUUCUGACAAAAGAAUGAAUUGACAUAAUGCUUGAAGAUAACUCUUGUAACUUUCUAUAUUGUAGUUUGUUUUGAAGCUGAUAUACUCUACCUUUGCAAAGGUGUUUAAAAAGAUAUAUCACCUUGUUGUAUAAUUUAGCGAGACUUAUUUAUUUGCAUUCAAACGUAUAAUUAAA